UUAACAUUUAUUUCAAGUAAUGUCUUGAUGGUUUUAGUUUUUGUUAACUAUCAAGUCAAGUCAGGACACCUUAUCAAUAUAGCGCUUUUACAAUGCAGAUUUCAAAGCAGCUUUACAGAGAUAAUAGCUUUAAAAGGUGAAGCACUCGUAUUUAUUUAAUGAAAUCUAAGCCUUUUGAAGUUUAACAUUUUAGGUAGUGUCUUAAUUUAUGUUUGUCCAGCGCCAAAAUUUAAGACGAGUUAACGAUCAUUAAUGCCAUUUAAGGAGAUUAUUCGUGAUAACGCUAGUCACGUGACUGCUCCCCUCUUUUUCAUACGUCAAAAUACGUUUCCGCGGCUAGUUGAGAGGCGCGAAAAUUUUAAACCGGGCGACCGGUGACCGUUAAUCUGUUUGCUUCUGGAGGUGAGUAAAAUAUAAAUAGUCUCUGGCAAAAUAUAGUUUUAUACUACAUAAAAUUCACAAAUAUGUAAGGGUUGGCUGAAUAAGUUUAUAGUUAGUUAAUACAAGUAGCAAUAUUACAAAAGAAGUGGAAAGUUUAUUCGAGGUAAAUGCAGAGCAGGUGGUUUACUUAACGUUACAGUAACAGCCGAGUGGUGAGAAUCAUUUAACGUUAGUUAACGUCCACUUCAGACGUUACCUUAAUGAAACGUUAUCGUAAAAGCACUAAAUAAAACAUAAACAAGCUUCGUUAUUGUUCUCAAUGUUUAAUUAUUUGUGUUAACUAUACUAAGGAACACAAAUGAGUCGAAUUUGACGCCCUGGCAAAUGUUACAGUAAGUUAACUUACCUAUAUUUACAUAUAACAGCUAAGUUAAUCAACUUUAAAUUGAAUGUAAAGUAGUUCCAGAAGUAGUUCUGGUAACGUUAGUUCUUUACCUAAUGUAACGUUAACGUUACAUCAGUGAAAAGUGUGUACUGCCCCAGGCAAAUCGUGUAAGUUAUAUUAUAGCUAAGUUACUUGUAUGAUGAAUGUGAUUUCAAUCAGAUUUGAGGUGCAAGUUCACAAUUUAUAUAAACUUUAGGCUUACAACAAGAGUUUGAUUUGAUUUACUUUAUUAAGUAAACAACAACAGGAACAAGUCUUGUUCUCAAAUGUCAAAUUUUCAAAGCAUUAUAUAUACGACCAUCAUCUCAUCUUAUAUAACACUGAUUAUAAAAUCUAAUUGCAGUUUGGAAGUUAGGGGAGUUGGGGUGCGAUAGUGUAUUUACUUUUUGUUGUUGUUAUAAUUUAAAUAUUAUACUUUUUGCAAUUUACUAAGUUGCCAAUAGUUACUUUGACCCAAGUAAAAAAAAAAUCUUUUUUCUCAUAAAAAAAACGUUUUUCUUUCAGUAUAUUAUAAAGGCCUGUGAAAGCAGCCAGAUGUUCUUCAGCAGCGCAGAAGAGGUGACGCCGGGUUCGAGGUCUGAGCCCGGGCCGAGCAGCAGCACUCCAGCUCAAUGGCAGCUGAAUAUGAGAGGAAGAGCAGACAGGAUCAGCUCUUCUGUGGGUUCAUCUGGUGUUUACAGUAACAGCCGAGCGGCCUGUGAAAGCAGCCAGAUGUUCUUCAGCAGCGCUGAAGAGGUGACGCCGGGUUCGAGCUCUGAGCCCGGGGCGGGCAGCAGCACUCCAGCUCAAUGGCAGCUGAAAAUCAGUGGAAGCGCAGACAGGAUUGGCUCUUCUGUGGGUUCAUCUGCCCACUCCACACCUGCACUCUCACACCUUGGCCGAACCCCUCAGCGAGACCUCAACAUGACAACGUCUUCAUCUGCAUCUGCGUCUCAUGCGUCCUCUGUGAUAGUGGCUGUUGUGGAGGGACGUGGUUUUGCUCGGGGGGAGAUUGGCAUGGCCAGUAUCAAUGUCAAAUGCCCAGAGCUGGUGCUCUCACAGUUUGCAGACACUGGAACUUAUGCUAAGGUAAUUACUAAGCUGCAUAACUUGAUGCCAAUGGAGAUUCUGAUGCCAGACACUUCUAGUGUGAAAGGACAAGGAACAAAACUCUACAGCCUCAUCACUGACUCCUUCCCGUCAGUCACAUUCACUCCUGUUCUGAGGAAGUAUUUCAAUGAGAAGAAGGGCCUGGAGUACACACAGCAGCUCUGUGUCCCUGAGUUCAGCACUGUGCUGAUGGAGGUGCAAACCAAAUACUACUGCCUGGCAUCUGCAUCUGCCCUACUAAAAUACUUUGAGUUUGUUCAGAGCUCAAUAUAUGCUCCUAAGUCACUGAAAGUGGUCUUCACUGGCAGUGAGCAGACAGCCAUGAUUGACGCGAUAUCAGCCAGCAACUUGGAACUAGUUGUGAACCGCAGAGAUCACAGAAGUGAGCACACUCUGUUUGGGGUCUUAAACUACACUAAGACUGGUGGUGGAGAGCGGCGGUUACGCUCCAAUAUUCUUGAGCCUCUGCUGGAUGAGGUCACUAUCAACUCACGUUUGGACACCAUAGAGGAGUUGUUGCAGAAUGAGGAGCUCUUCUUUGGUCUGAAGAAUGCCAUUGCACAGUUCCUGGAUGUAGAUGAGCUGCUGUCUGCUCUUGUUCAGAUCCCAAAGCAAGAGACGGUACUGGUGGCUGAAGCAAAAAUAACGCAAAUAAUUAAGCUAAAGCACAUUCUAGAACUGGUCCCAUCACUGAAGGCGAUGCUGCAACAUUCCAAAACACCCUUGUUGGAAGCAUAUUUUACCUCACUUGAAGACAGCAGGUUUAACGGCAUUCUGGAUCAGAUCAAAUCACUGAUUAAUGAUGACACCAGCUAUAUGAAAGGCAGUUUGACCAUGCGCACACAAAAGUGCUAUGCUGUGCGGCCCAACGUCAGCGAAUUCUUAGAUAUUGCACGACGAGCCUACACAGAGGUGAUAGAUGACAUAGCAGAACUAGUGGCUCAGCUUGGAGAGAAGUACAGCUUACCCCUCCGAACUAGUUUCAACAAAGCACGUGGCUUCUUCAUUCAGAUGAGGCUGGAGGGUGUGGUCUUACCUGCGGGGAAGUUACCAGAGGAGUUCAUCAAAGUGACCAGACAGAAGAACAACUGCUCGUUCACCACUGUAGACCUCAUGAAAAUGAAUGACCACUGUGAGGAGGCUUUGAAAGACAUUUUUCACAUGUCUUAUGUGGUUGUGUCCAAGUUACUAAAUGAGGUCUAUGAAAACAUCUACUGCCUGUACAAAUUGUCUGAUGCUGUGUCAAUGCUGGACAUGAUCCUCUCUUUGGCUCACGCCUGCACUGUCUCAAAUUACGUGCGUCCUGAGUUCACUGAUACAUUGGCAAUAAAGCAGGGUCGCCACCCCAUCCUGGAGCGCAUUUCUGUUCAAGAACCCAUCGCCAACAACAUCUACAUCUCUGAGGGAAGCAGUUUUGUGAUCCUGACAGGCCCCAACAUGAGUGGCAAGUCCACCUACCUUAAGCAGGUGGCCCUCUGCCAGAUAAUGGCUCAGAUAGGAUCCUUUCUGCCCGCGGAGUACGCUUCUGUUCGUAUUGCGGAUCAGAUAUUCACCAGAAUAGGAGUAGACGAUGACUUUGAGACCAACUCGUCCACAUUUAUGGUUGAGAUGAAAGAGGUGUCUUACAUUAUCCACAAUACAAGCAAGAAGUCACUUAUCAUUAUUGAUGAGCUGGGCCGAGGCACCAGUCCAGAGGAAGGCAUUGGUAUCUGCCACAGCAUCUGUGAAUUCCUCAUCAGUACUAAGGCCUUCACACUCUUUGCAACGCACUUUCUUGAACUGUGCCAGUUGGAAAAUCUUUACCCCAACGUGGAGAACCAGCACAUGCAGGUUCAGCACGUCCGCGGAGGAGAUGGUAGAGCAGAGAAUGUGGUCUACACAUACCAGCUCACCCGAGGACAUUCAGAGGAGCGCCACUAUGGUAUAAGAGCAGCAGAGAUGACCAAUUUACCACCAGAAGUUAUUCAGGAGGCCAAAGCUAUCUCAGCUAAAAUCAGCCAAAACUGGGCCAAGUAUUAUAGUGACCCUGCCACUCGCAAACAAAGGGCAGACUAUCGUCUAGCCACCAAACUGCUGCAGACGGCCCGUAACUCGCGGUUGGACCCAGAGAGCCUACGUCAGUACCUGAAGGGCUUGAAAAGACAGUAUGAGGCUGAAAUUCAGAGUGCUACAGAAUCAGUUGAGAUAGAGGAGUGAGGUCUGGGUUGGGAAAUGGGUU
Molecule: messenger RNA, 4133 nt
Organism: Pimephales promelas (fathead minnow)
Lineage: Eukaryota; Metazoa; Chordata; Actinopteri; Cypriniformes; Leuciscidae
Gene: msh4
Product: mutS homolog 4
Biological process (GO): mismatch repair; reciprocal meiotic recombination
Cellular component (GO): nucleus
Molecular function (GO): ATP-dependent DNA damage sensor activity; mismatched DNA binding; ATP binding
Source: RefSeq, a predicted model, not a curated record